Molecule: messenger RNA, 6098 nt
Organism: Seriola aureovittata
Lineage: Eukaryota; Metazoa; Chordata; Actinopteri; Carangiformes; Carangidae
Gene: dio2
Product: iodothyronine deiodinase 2
Exons: 2
Molecular function (GO): thyroxine 5'-deiodinase activity
Source: RefSeq, a predicted model, not a curated record
GACGUCACAAUCUUGCUACAAAGAUAAGCCAGGAGGUUUAAUAUGAAGUACAAUGUUCGUCCUUUUAAGAAGAGUGAUUGAGCUCAAGCACCUCCCAGCGCUGAACACUUGGAGGGUAACAUAACAGACAAGAGACACCUGGUACACCUCCCUCAUACACGCUCCAAGCAGAGCAAAAACUAUGAGGAAAAGCUGAGUCCUGCGUAAUGAAGGGUACUCUGAAAUAAUUUGCCUGCCGCCAUAAAAGCAGAAAGGGAAAAUGGGGCUGGCGAGUGAGGAUCUGCUGGUGACACUUCAGAUACUACCUGGCUUUUUUUCAAACUGUCUGUUCCUGGCCCUGUACGACUCCGUGGUGCUGGUGAAGCGAGUUGUGUCGCUGCUCAGCAGCUCCAGAUCCGCCGGUUCCGGAGAGUGGCGCCGUAUGUUGACCUCCGCGGGGCUCCGCUCCGUCUGGAACAGCUUUCUCCUGGACGCCUGGAAGCAGGUGAAACUUGGCUGUGAUGCACCCAACUCUAAAGUGGUGAAAGUGCCUGAUGGCCCUCGGUGUAGCAGCAAUAUCAGUAAUAUGACCAAUGUGCCGACUGGAGCCAGGAUCCGGAAUGGGGUGGAGUGCCGCCUUCUGGAUUUUGUGUCAUCAGACCGCCCUCUGGUGGUUAACUUUGGCUCAGCCACCUGACCCCCCUUCAUCAGUCACCUGCCAGCUUUCCGGCAGUUGGUAGAGGACUUCAGUGACGUGGCUGAUUUCCUGUUAGUGUACAUUGAUGAGGCUCACCCAUCUGAUGGCUGGGUGGCCCCUCCUAUGGGCUCUUACUCUUUCAAUGUACGGAAACAUCAGAACCUGGAGGAGCGGUUGGGAGCAGCACGCAAACUCAUUGAGCACUUCUCACUGCCGCCGCAGUGUCAGCUGGUGGCUGACUGUAUGGACAACAAUGCGAAUGUGGCUUACGGUGUGUCCAAUGAAAGGGUGUGUAUAGUACAACAAAGAAAGAUUGCCUAUGUGGGUGGUAAGGGGCCUUUUUUUUACAAUCUGAAGGAUGUGCGGCAGUGGCUGGAACAGAGCUAUGGUAAAAAGUAGCUGUAAUCAAGGACGAGUACAGAGGAGGACAUUUCCCUUGUUUCAGUUGGGAAAUUGUGUUUGAGCAUAAAAAGGCAGAAAUGUGAAGCAAAAGCACACCAGUCUGUUCAAACUGAGAUGAACAUGUGUAACAACUUGCGCUAAUGAUGCACAUGAAGUUGAUUGGAAGCAACAUAAGAAGGUGACAGUGUGUGUGCUUCAACUGUAUUUAUGCCUGUUUUUCAUGAUUUCCAUUGAACUUAAAAACCAAAUAACUGAAAUAGGGAAGAAAUCAGAAGUUCCUGUUUUAUAAAUAUGUUUGCUAAAGGAAUAGGUUUUUAAUUAUUUUAUGAAGAUUUUAAUAUUUGAAAUUUUUUCAGUGUGGUCAUAUAUUGUUAUGCACUGUGUCAACAACUUAAUUUUAUGUGUUAUCUUUAUAUACCCUCAUUUGACAGCUCUAUAGUGUUUUUUAUUUUUUUCAUUUCAUUUUCCUGCUUAUAAGAAGCAUUUACCCCCGUGGGAGUUUUCAUGUGUACAAUAGUGAAUCAACGUAGAUUUAAUGUGGCUUUUUGACAAUGAUCAACAGACAAAGACCCUUUAAUGUUAAAGUGAAAAUCUUAGUAGAGUAUUCAAGCCCUAUAAGUCACUGUUUGGUAAAGUUACAACCUUGAGUCUGUAUGGAUAGGUCUUGGUAGGUUAUGCUUCACUGGACACGGCUCUGUCAGGUUGUAUGGAGAUCAUGAGUGAACUGCCUUUUUCAAGUCCAGCCACAAAUUCUCAACUAGAUUCAGAUGUGGUUUUUCACUCCAGAAUAUUACUAUUGUUGUUUUUAAGCUAUUCCUGUCUAGCUUUGACCACAUGCUUGGGUAUAUUGUCUUGCAAACAACCCCAAGUAGGUUUUAUUACAUUCAUUUCAGCCUGCUGCAGAGAGGUAACCUCAGAGCAUGAUGCUGCCACUACCACGCGUCAUGGUGGGAAUUUUAUGUUGAUGGCAUUUAGAUUCUGAUUAAAAUCUUGAUCAUAGGUUGUUAUAAAUGUUUGUGUGGCACUGCCUGGUGAAUAUGGCUAACUUUAUCUUCUGUCAGUAAUGUAUGUAACAAGACAUACAAGUUUUUAAUGUGUCAUGUUCAUGGGCUGCUCUGAUGUGUAGUUUUGUGCACUUAUGUUUAAUUAUUGUGUGUGGAUUUGGUGUUAGAUCAGAAAUUCUCAACAACUUGGUCGUGCAGUGUUGAUUACUGGACUUUACCCCUUGCAAGCACAUUCAGUUCAACAGCGUCUCUCAUCAUUUCUGCCAAAUAAAACUGAUCCCCUCUGUCAUCAGUGUGCAGCGAAGACUUUACUGCCCUUCCCGACUAGACACCUUUGUGAGCCAGGUUUCUCCUUUAUGUUAGCGAUUAAACAGAAGGCAUGUACCAAACUCCCCACUCAGAGUAACAGUUAAAAAGUCCAUUUAAGGCCACGUUUCCACCGCAGGAACUUUCCCCCAGGAACCAGGAACCUUUUGAGGGAACUAUGCGUGUUUCGAUCACAGGAAUCAGUUUCUAAAUUUAGUUCUGAGGUAAUUGACUGAAAAAGUCCCUGGGCGGGGGGUAGUCAUUUCCAAAGGUUCAGGCACUUUGGGGGGUGUGGUCUGCAGUGAUGAACAUUUCUGACUGGUCGAGUACUCGUUGCAUCUUAUUUCACCCACCUGUUUAAAAGCUGCAGUGAGCGGGUGAAACUUUUCUAGUUUCCACACUGCGAAACAGGUCUGGGAGAAGGUAAAAAAAAAAAAAACUGACACAGGACUACUAAAAAUAAUGGACCACAAACAACCGGAGUGGCUAGGUCUCUCUCUCUCUCUUGUAUCUCUCUCUCCCAUCCCUCCUCUGCAUUUGACUCGUUAUCAACUGAAACCCCUUGACUAAACUCAGCUGAUCUCAAUGUGAUAUGUGACUUCUAAAACCAAUUUGCUGCAUCACUGAUGAGUUGUGCCCUAUUAAAGGGUGUCAAUACUAAUUCAAAAAUGUAUUUUGUAUUUUUUACUUGUAAUUCAUUUAGAUCAUUUUUUAGAGAUGUUUUUACUUUGACACUAAAGGGCCAGUGUCAAAAAAGCCACAUUAAACCGACUUUGAUUCAGUGUUGUAAAACUAUGAAACAAAUCAUUCAAAUACUUUUAUAGGCACAGUGAAAUACUGCAUGCAUACAUUUCAGGUAAUGGCAUUUAAUCAUAGUUGCACACUGUGUUCCAAACAGUGAGGAGGAAUGUGUGGGCGUUCUUUUACUUUGCAUGUAAUGACUGAAAGUACCAUGACCCUAUCUCCUAGAUGUUACAUGCAUUUAGAAGGAAACACCUGAGCUGAGGAACACCUUCUACUGACAUAGAAGUCAUAUGGAGGUGGUCAGGGAGAUAGUUGGACUGACACCAGUCUCCAGUCCUUAGGUUUAAGCUGCACAAACACUUCAGUUAAGGUCAGGGAACAAUCUGGAUUUGGUUAAAUGUUGAGUUUUUGACCAAGAUCACCUUUCCCCGGCUUUAACAAAGUAUUUUGAGUUGCCUAAACAGAAUCAUAAAACUGUUCAUCGUCUAUUAUGAAAAACAGUAAAGAUUUUCAGAUACGUACAAGAUGAACAACUGGCAACUGGCAACUUCCUCAUUAUGUUGAUUAAAAAAUAAAUCAGAUCAACAUAAUGUCUCUUUCAAGACAUUUGCUUUUGCAAAGAUUUCUAGGAUCGGGCACAGCUAAGCACCACCUCUACGCAUUUACAAUAAAUGGCCUAAAUAAAGUGCAGAGCAGGGUGAUCAACAUUUAGUAAAGACAAAUAUAUGAUGACAUGCAUUCCUAAUGGAGCUGCAGAAUCAUUUGCAAUAUGGUCAGCACUACUGCCAGAUAGCAAUUAAUGUUAGUGGAAAAAACCUUUCCAUCGGUAUAUGUGGAGUUACUUUUCACAACAGGAGAGGUGCUACAGUGAUGUUAGGUUUACAAUUUCUAAAAAGCAUUCACAAUAUAUUUGUGUUUUUUUCUUUUGUUUGUUUGUUUGUUUGUUUGUUUGAUUGUUUUUUUAUUUUUUACCUAAGUGGCUGCCAAACACCCCUCGAUCUAUUCAAGCUGUAUUUUCAUUCACAACCAAUGAUCAUUACUAUCUUCAUGGGUCCAAAAACUGUGGACCUGAUCCUAAACAGACACCUGCCACAACUACUCAAACCUGACAUGCACACACAUUUUCCAGGCUUCACUGAGCAUAAUGUUGGCCAUCCUUUAUAACCUGUAUCAUUAAGCUGCUUACCUACGAGUGCAUUCAUGUGACAGAGUUGGCAAUAACAAGCGUUGUAUAUGUCAGAAACCAUAUACUUAAUAUGGAAUAAGAUGAAACAGAGGUACCAAAAGGAAAAAUAGUUAGUGACAACAGAAAGUGAUAUUCAACAUGGAGAAAUGUAAACAAUGUAAUCACAGAACUAGAAAAGCAUAAGAAGCUUAUUAGACCGAUAGAUAGAUAGAUAGAUAGAUAGAUAGAUAGAUAGAUAGAUAGAUAGAUAGAUAGAUAGAUAGAUAGAUAGAUAGAUAGAUAGAUAGAUAGAUAGAUAGAUAGAUAGAUAGAUAGAUAAAUACUUUAUUUAUCCCAUUGGGAAAAUUCAUGUGUCCAUUAGAUCAUUGUUGAUAAUAAUAAUAAUAACACUUCAUAAUAACUAAACAGUAAUAAUUAGAGGCAGUGGGAACAAAGGAUCUCCUGAUACUUUAUCUAUAUUCAUCUCACUGCGCUGCAGUGAGAUGAAUAUAGAGUAUUUUUGUUGUCUAAUGAUGAACAAACUUGAAUAUUUGAUGCACAUUAAAAAGGUUAUAGUAAAAUCAGGCAGAAACAGAGAGGAAGAGAAAAUUAAUUAAAAUUAAUGUUGUUUUUUUGUUAAAAUAAAAGAAUGUUAAAGUAUCUGCACUGUCAGGAAUCCUGUCGAACUAAAUAAUCUUUGCACAAUUAAAAUACAGUUAUAAUCAUCAUUAUUAUUACAUCGUUAUUUAAUCAUUUGUUACAAGCUGUUUAAAACCAGGGUGGACACAUCUAUAAAACAUAUCUAUUAUUCCUUAUUAUUGUCACCUUAUUGUUAACUCUUUGUCUAGGGUGGUAUCUUGUAGGAAUGAUGAGUUGUUUCAGUGAUCUGAUUGGUCAGCAGUUGGGCUGUUGACAGGUUUUGAUGUGAUCCUCUGAAGUCACUGCUCCAGAGCAGCUUAACCGUGCAGCCAAGGUCACCAUGGUGAUUUACAGCACUUAAAAACAGCUUUACGAUACCAGAGAAUCUGAGUUAAGCCCAAAGUUAAGACCAGAGAUUAAUAGGUUAGCCCAAAGAAGGCUAACCUACUAAUGUGACUACUUUGUGAUACAGGCCCCUAUUCAAAAAGGGACAGCCCCAAAGAGAGAGAGCACCAUUUCUGGUAGUAGCUCUGGUAGUAGCUUGAUGGUUCACCAUCUGAUGAGCAGCAAUACACAUCCUAAAAAUCAAUUUAAAGUUAUGCUGUAGCAAUUAAUUCCAAAAGUAACUAAAGAAUUUCCUUGGACAAAGAAUGCUUCAUUUUUUAUUGCAGUUCACAUCCACAGAAACACACAGAGUACUAGGUUAAGGAUCUGAGUAGACCUUCAAAGACCUCUGCUUUUCAUGUUUAAAGAAUAGGGUUCAACAUAGAUGAUUUACUUCCAAAUGUGUUUUAUGAUCCUUUGAAUAUCCAAGUUGAAUGAACAUUGUUUAGGUUUGGUUUGUGUGGUAUGCUAGCUUUAAAGGACACACAGAUGGUUUACUGUGGUCAGUGACAAAGGUGUGAAAAUGAAAACCUUUGACGAAAGAGUCCCUGACUCAGUCUCUGGUUGGAUGUGAACUGCACCUGGUCAAUAUGACACAGAACCACUACAUCUGCUUUCAUUGUCAAUAUCUCUAUAACUGAUACAAGCAUCUGUUUUCCAUUUCAUCUACUGGCUUUUUCAUUGCUGCUUAGUGCAAUGUUUUAUUUUUCUAGUAUGUCAAAGGAGAGAAUUUAUAAGUGGAAAAUAAAGGACAGUGUUUGCUGCUGAAACCGUUUUA